Oikopleura dioica is the source of this 1287-nucleotide messenger RNA. The record is from the annotation of a GenBank genome assembly. NCBI's taxonomy places the organism in Eukaryota, Metazoa, Chordata, Appendicularia, Copelata, Oikopleuridae.
AUGAGCGUCUUUCGGCCCCUAGCAGGCAGACGGAUCGUCGACCUUACAAGAGUUCUUGCCGGGCCAUUCUGUACUCAACUUCUUGGUGAUUGGGGAGCUGAUGUGAUCAAAGUCGAGCAACCAGAUCAGGAACUGGCGAUGAUACAAGACAUUGGGGUCCACCAUUCGAUCAAGAGGAAAAGCCUUGCUGUUGAUUUUCGCCGGAAAGAAGGACUGAGAAUAAUCGAGAAACUCGUUGCCGACUCUGACGUUUUCGUAGAAAACUAUAUUCCUGGCAAGCUUGCGGAGUACGGUCUCGGCUAUGAGGACCUGAAAAGCAUCAAUCCGAAGAUAGUUUACGCAAGUCUAUCUGGAUUCGGACAGCAAUCCACGAGGGCUGGUUAUGAUGUGAUUGUUGCAUCAGUUGGCGGUCUUAUGUCAAUCACUGGCGAUGCUGAUGGACCUCCUGCUCGAGUCGGAGUAGCCGUAACUGAUUUAUUCACUGGCUCUUUGAUGUCCAACGCCAUCCUCGCAGCCCUUCAUCACGUCGAGAGCAAUAAUGAGGCCGUUUGGGUGCAGUCUUCUCUUUUGCAAUCACAAGCAGCGAUGCUCAGUCAUAUUGGUGCCAACUUCCUCACAGCUGGAAUUGAUGGCAAACGAUAUGGAACUGCUCACCCUAGUUUAGUUCCUUAUCAAUCCUUUCCCACAAAAGAUGGUAAAUACAUAACUGUGGGAGCAGGGAAUAAUCGCCACUUCGAAGAGAUUUGUGACGUUAUGGCGAUUCCAGAACUUUCAGUUGAUACGCGCUUUAAUUCUACGGGAAACCGUGUUAUCAAUCGACAGCCACUGAUUAAACUUCUGUCGGAUCGCUUCUCUAAAAAGACACGCGAAGAAUGGGAAACAUUGUUCGAAAAAAUAAUGUCAAAUUUCCUCGAAAUGGGAAACAUUCUUCAGUCACCAACAGAAUCAUUCAAAAUCUUAGCGAACGAAUACACUGCCUUCGAACAAAUGUGGCUCCGCACAUUUUAUGCUGUCGCCUUGAGCUCAAUAGGAAUGCAUAUAUUUGCCGUUAUCACCUGUCUCUUUACUCUAAUGAAGCACAGUAAAGGGAGAUGGUACUCCAUUCUUCUGAUAAUAAACGCGGUUCUCUUUCCUCUUAUUGUUGGCUUAAUAAGUUCAGCCAUAAUCGCGGGAGUUUAUUUCGUCCUUGACUGGUCUAUGGAGUCAUUUGUAGUCAUCAUCUGGGGAAUGGGACAGACUAUUCUCCUUUUCAUCAUGUCCAUGUGCAGACUGUUAUGCACACUGUGA